Molecule: messenger RNA, 1374 nt
Organism: Penicillium daleae
Lineage: Eukaryota; Fungi; Ascomycota; Eurotiomycetes; Eurotiales; Aspergillaceae
Exons: 3
Coding region: 1-1374 (457 amino acids)
Cellular component (GO): nucleus
Molecular function (GO): zinc ion binding
Source: RefSeq, a predicted model, not a curated record
AUGUCGUACGCCGUCGAGUCAAAGAAGCGCAAGUUCCACCGUGUGCUGGAGUCCAUCUCCAAGCCCCUCGCGACCGAUACCACCUCCAAACCGACCACCAAAGGGCCCGCCACUGCGACCCAAGACCGCAUUCCAACCAAUCUCUCGAUCAAGAAGGUCCGGCUGAGCGACAACGAUACAUCCGACCUUACAUCUGUGCGCAACUCUGUCCUUAAAAUCUCUCGACCCGCCCAUCGAACCGCAUCCUCUUCCUUAACCACGCGCCCGAAUUUCGUCCCGUGGGAUCGCGCACGAUUCCUCGAACGCCUAGAGACCUUUCGUCGCGUUGACCGAUGGACCUCGAAACCUGCUCCGAUCAAUGAAGUCCAGUGGGCAAAGCGAGGAUGGAUAUGUACGGAUGUGAUGCGAGUCAGCUGCAUCAGUGGGUGUGGCGGCUCGGUAGUUGUCAAGCUUCCGGAUGAGAUUGAUGAGCUUGAUGGAUAUGAUAUGGAGAAAGUUCAAGAACGAAAGGAAGUCCGCACAAAACUCGUCGAGGAAUAUCAGAAGCAAAUCACAGAAGGACAUGGCGACAAUUGCCCGUGGAGGAACAGAGGGUGUGAUGCUACUAUACAGCAUCUGCCUUUAGCAAAUACGGAUGCAGCCAUAUCUGGUCUUCGAAGUCGUUAUCUCCAUCUCUGUCGGCUUGGCGACAAGCUACCAGCUCAUGAUAGCAUCCAGACGCCAGACGGCUUCGAUAUUGAAAGCCUGAUAAAAUCACUGCCAGAAGACUGGUUCAAAGAGUCCAAUGGAGUCCCUGAGUCUACCAACCCACCCGCCGAGGUGAACGGAGACAACAAUGGAACCGCUCAACGGCCAGCGGCUGAGUCGCUGCAAACCAUUAACCAAGCAGCGAUCACUAUGGCUUUCUUCGGCUGGGAUUCCACCAUUGAUGGGUCCAUGGACCUGGCUGCAUGCCGAGCCUGUUUCCGCCGCCUCGGCCUCUGGAUGUACAAACCAAAGGAGAACGGGGAUGUCUCUGUCUACACAUCCCUAGAUGCAGCUGCAGAGCAUAUGGACUACUGCCCAUGGGUCGACCGUGUCGCCCAGAGUGGAACCGGCAAGGCCAACGAGAAGGCCGCGAGUCUACGAAGUGGAUGGGAAAUUGUCACCGAGGCUGUCAAGGUCAAGCACCGCAGACGAAUACGCUCUGUCGCUUCGGUCGAUACCCUUCGCACCGAACCAAGCACUCCCUCUGCAGAGACAUUCAGUGAUGAAGGCGCAGAGAAUGAAGAAACGAAGAAGGCCGCUGACCGUGAGUGGUGGGCUAAGAUUCGACGCAUGAGGCAUGUCUUGACGCAUAAGUCGCCACGGCGCAAACCUGCGCCUCCCCAGUGA